Cylindrotheca closterium is the source of this 396-nucleotide messenger RNA. NCBI's taxonomy places the organism in Eukaryota, Bacillariophyta, Bacillariophyceae, Bacillariales, Bacillariaceae. The record is from the annotation of a GenBank genome assembly.
AUGCUCGGACUCCAAGACUCAGCAAGGCCACUUACACCGCCUGUGCCACAGCAAUUUGGGAAAUCAUGGAAGGCAAAUCUUCAAACGUGGCGCAGGCUAGAAUUGCACAAGUGGUCCUGGGAUGCCAAGAAAGACUGGGACCAAAACACAGCAAAACGAUGCGGCAAACUGCGUAAUGCCAUUCUGUGUCUUGAAGACGUCAAAUCCAAAAAGAAUGGCACAUUGAAUGAUGCCGCAGAAUUUCUUGACAAAGAGCAGAAGCGACUAAAACUGAACAUCACAACCCACCUUGGAGCAAAGAUGAAGGAUAACACUACAAUUACCUCAAGAAAGCAGAAGAAAAAGCCAAUGGAAGAAAACAAUGAUAUUGGUGGAAACACAGUAAUUUCCCAGUGA